AUAUCGACUCUGGGGAUCGGAUCGCUUGUCGUGUGCUGUUCGAAUAUCGACAGAUUCUUGAUCUUGACUUGACGUUCUUGGCAGCCAAAUAUAAAGAUGAGCACUUCCGGAGAGGCUUGUAUGAAAGAAGAGGACAAAUCUUCAUCUUGCAGCAAUCCCAAGAAACAUGUAUUAAUUGGCUGCACAGGGAGCGUAGCUGCUAUCAAAAUUCCUCUUCUUAUUCAGGAAAUUUUGAAGAUAGGACAAGUUGAGGUAAAAAUUGUGGUGACGGAGCACGCCCUCAAGUUUUUCGAUGUGGCAGUAUUACCACCAGAUGUUCAGCUUUACAGGGAUCAAGAUGAAUGGGAGGUGUGGAAGGCCAUCUCCGAUCCAGUCCUACAUAUUGAGUUAAGACGUUGGGCCGAUGUGAUGGUCAUUGCUCCUCUGGAUGCCAAUACUCUUGGCAAGAUAGCCAGUGGAAUCUGUGAUAACCUUUUGACAUGUGUUGUGAGGGCAUGGGACAUGAAGCGCCCUCUCUUGUUCUGCCCAUCAAUGAACACUCACAUGUGGGAUCAUCCAAUCACCCAGCGUCAGGUGUCAGAGCUGAUUUCCUUGGGUUAUUCUGAGAUCCCUUGCGUAGAGAAACUACUGGCUUGUGGAGACAAAGGUUUUGGAGCCAUGGCAGAGGUUACAACGAUUGUGGACAGAGUGAAGGAUGUCAUCAACAGAUGAACUGACAGAGUUCAAAGGUCACCUACUUGGUCCCACCCAGCCAGGAGUGAGGUCAGCUACUUGGUCCUGCCCAUCCAGGAGUGAAGGAUAUCACCAAUAGAUGUACUGACAGAGGUCGAUGGUCAGCAACUUGGUCCUGCCCAUCUAGGAGUGAAGGCAAUCUGCAGGAGAUGAAAGUGAGAUGGUGUCCACUGCAUGGUGAUAUGCAGGAAGAGCUCAAACAAUGGUGAUUAAAGGAAGUCGAUGUGAAGAGGUUUGCGGAUACACUAAGAAGAUGAGGUAGUCCUUAAGAGGACUGUUUUGUUAUUGUUUGAUAUAAUUUCCAAAAAAAAACCUUUGUUCUUGUCAUUUUAAUUAGUAUGCUCCCUUCUUCAGCUUUAAAGAAUCCAUAAGAAUAGGAUCUGUGCAUUAGUUCUGCAAAUUGUACACAAAUAGUCCAUUAUAAUCAUUCUUAUUCCUUUUAAUUAUUUAAUCUUUUAAUAAAAAAUGAUGCCUGUCAUGCACCUGAGUGGGAUUCCUUGAUAUUAGUGCAGAUAUUCUCUUUCCCAUACCUGAUCAAUGAGAGAACGAUCUUUACACAAUCUAUGUAGGUCGGCCAAAUUGUGGAGUUUUCCCAAGAGAUUCUUUUUUACAUGUCUUCUUUGAAGCUCUCAUAUGAAGCCAUUAACAUAUUAAAGUCCACAAUGGCCAUGGCUUCAUCCAGUAUUUCCUUUGUUAUUUCAUUCUUGGAAGAUGUCCUUGGAUACUUCUGAUAAACUGGAAAAUGCAGCGUUCUCUCCAGUAGUUGACAAGAAUCUGUCAUAAAGAAGCCUUAAAAGAAGACUUGAAAAAAAGCUUAACCCCAGAAAAUACACUGUAGGUGGGGAUUAAGGCUGAAUUUCCCAGGGUUUUUAACCUAGUCCACUUCUGUUUCAGGCACAUUCAUUUGGCGGUGUGGCAAACUAAUCAAUAUUCAAGAGCUGUGUGAUACUAGUAGUCCGGGGUUCAGGUGUUUUAAUAAACCAGCUAUAAAGCAAAUAAUGUGGGGUUGAGACAGUCUGAAACCAGGAAUAAAAUAUAGUAUAUGGUUAAGGUGAGUCUAGGGUUAAGGAUGGUACAGGAUUAAGAAACUGAAGUCUGAAAAAUAAUAGGGUUACCUGUCUUCUCUAGAAAGAUCCAGCAGAGCUUCCCAAAUGCUAUAUCCCCCAAGGAGAAUGUAAUUGCCCUCUUCAGAGUUUUCCUGUUCCAAGGAACUAUCCGUCAUGACAGGGAGAACUGGCAGGUGGAUCCCCUUGCUCCCUUUGAUAGUGGCCUUGAAAGUCUCCACUCUGAGGUGAUUUGCUUCUAAAAGAGUAAGCCCCUUUGCAGCCUUCUUUAUUGUUUGCAGGGGCACACAAUCACUCCUGUAUUAAUAAGUGGAUUGAAAAAAAAUUAUAGUUAUUUAGAGCAGUUUAUUUAAAAGUGUUUAGAAUUGAUACGUACAAUAUUCAUUAUUAACCCUAUCUUAACUAGGCUAUUUCAGACCAGGAUAUACAGGGGGGGGGGGGGGGGGUUCAAUAAUGCAAUCGUGACUGUAAAUGAGACUGUUACUAACAUUUUUCAGUUACUCAUGGAUAGGAAUAUCUCAUCAAUAAAAUAUUGUUAUUCCUACCAGAAAAAUCAUCUUUUUAAAAACCUUGUACAGUUUAUAAACCAUUGGCAGGGAAACUAUUGCAUAUAACUUUAAGCAUACAUUAUCACUUGCGCCCUUGAUGGUACAUGUACUUGAGAUUGGUCCUAAAAAAUUAUGAAAAUACUUCAUAUGGUACAAUCAGAUCUAAUGUCAAGAAAACAUGUUAACACAAAGUGAAGUAUAUUCGAAUAAAAUGUGACUUGCUAUGCUUUCUACCUCAUAUACAUGUUGGUCAUUUGUCACCCUUUUCAUCUGGAUGUAACAUUUACAAACAUGGCAGUCAGUGGCUUAUUGCACUUAUGACGCAUUAUGAUUUCAAUUAUAGGCUGCAUUCACUAAUUUAAAAGCAUUUGAACUAAAAUUAUACUGGUAACAUAUUACAUAGGGAAUUUUACAUCCUGUGAAAGAAAUAAUCACACAAUGAUAAAUAAGUAACAACUUAAACAGGUCACCUGGAUUGGUACAAUAAUAAAUCCUGUUUGGACAACUUUAUUUUUUUACAGUUAAGUGAUUUUCCAAUUGUGCCGAAAUAGUUUUUUUCAGGGCAAUUCCAAAUUUCAUUACUAAAUCUUAGCAUUCUACUUGUACUUCUGAAAAUUAGAACAAAUAAUUGUACUGAUUACCCCUGUGGUUUUGUGGUAGUUAAUAUACAUAUUUAUAAACUACCUGAGUGUAUUUAUUUUCUUGCAAAAUUGUUCAUAGGGCUACUUGCUGUAGGCCUCCACCAGCCUGAUAUUUGGCUAUUUACUGGCUACUUAUUGUUGGCUUUGGGUUGGCUGGUCACAUGACAUCCGACAUUGAUGAAAUUUUCUGGCCCCUUUAAAAAAAAAAAAAUUACUGUUUAUAAAACAGUAAACGGCAGUGGAGGUCAAUCGCAUUUUUGCACUCUUUGACGGCUCUUUUUCUGUCAGGGGGCUGCAACUCCAUACAUUUCCAUGGUUGUCUCGAGUACAUAGGAAAGGAGCCCCUGAUCAAUUUGUUGUACAUUUGGUCUCUUGCUUACCUUGCUCGUCUUGCCAGCACAGUUGCUCUGUGCUAGGAUCUCAUUGGUUAUUAAUCUGCAUACCAACUUUUUAGCAAAGUUCUUCAUUGAAGAGGAGUUUGCCUGGAAAGACAUCAAAGUUGCAGAUGACAGAGGGAUUGUUGCCUCCUUGGAUGCACUAAUAUCAUCCGAUUCGGCUACGGAUGAUGCUAUGGGUUCGGCUACGGGUACGGCUACGUGGAUAUUUUUAUUGAAGUUGCUGUUCAAUUUUUCAAUGUUGCCAUUCAACCUUUCUAAAGCAACUGCAAUCCUAUACAAACUUUUUGACACUGAUUUACUACCAUAAUAGCUUUUGCCGUUCUUUCUCUCCUCUCUCUCGCCCCUCUCACUCACUUCAUCCACCCACUCACUCUCUUAGCAAUGUACUUGUACUUCUG
Messenger RNA from Lytechinus pictus (painted urchin), 3781 nucleotides. Its product is annotated as phosphopantothenoylcysteine decarboxylase-like. The transcript is spliced from 6 exons. The record is from RefSeq and is a predicted model, not a curated record. Gene Ontology annotation, cellular component: phosphopantothenoylcysteine decarboxylase complex. Bases 97 to 711 code for a protein of 204 amino acids. Gene Ontology annotation, biological process: coenzyme A biosynthetic process. NCBI's taxonomy places the organism in Eukaryota, Metazoa, Echinodermata, Echinoidea, Temnopleuroida, Toxopneustidae. Gene Ontology annotation, molecular function: phosphopantothenoylcysteine decarboxylase activity; FMN binding.